Molecule: messenger RNA, 1409 nt
Organism: Prunus persica (peach)
Lineage: Eukaryota; Viridiplantae; Streptophyta; Magnoliopsida; Rosales; Rosaceae
Exons: 3
Coding region: 1-1116 (371 amino acids)
Source: RefSeq, a predicted model, not a curated record
AUGAGGAAGCUUUGUCCAAAUAUUGAUAAAGAAGAUGGCCUUGAGACUGUUCUUGAGGUCCCUAUACCAGAAGAGAUGUUCACAAGCAUGGGAAGCAAUGUGCAGUUGCGAUUGCAAAACAUGAUGGCAUGGAUGAAGGCUCAAACCUCCGACAAAUGGUCGGCGCCAGUCAUCGCGGGACGGUUGAAUGAGCUACGGUUCUUGCUUUACCUUGUAGGCUCUCCUCUUAUCCCUCUUCAAGUUCAGUUGGGUCAUUCCAUCCACCGUCCAGUUAGAGAUUCUUCCAUUCAAGCUUCAACAGCCAAAUACAUAGUGCAACAGUACACCGCUGCAACGGGAGGCCAAGCAGCAUUGAACUCGGUGAACAGCAUGUGUGUGACAGGCGAGGUUAAGAUCAGUGCGUCGGAUUUUCAACAAGGGGACGUGAGCCUGGAGGUGAAAAGGAGCUCGGCCGAGAGCGGCGGCUUCUUGCUGUGGCAAAAGAACCCGGACUUAUGGUGCUUAGAGCUUGUUGUUUCUGGCUGCAAGGUCAUCUGUGGAAGCAAUGGCAAGCUUUCAUGGCGGCAUUCCUCUAACCAACAAACACCCAUCUCUCAAGGCCCCCCUAGACCCUUGCGCCGUUUUCUUCAGGGUUUGGACCCAAGGGCCACGGCCAAUUUAUUCGCGGAUGCAAUGUGCAUCGGCGAAAAGAUCAUCAACGACGACGACUGCUUCAUCCUCAAGCUGGACACAAGCCCAGCAAUUCGAGAGGCACAGAGCGGCCCAAACUACGAGAUAAUCCACCACACAAUAUGGGGAUACUUCAGCCAGCGCUCGGGGCUCCUCGUACAAUUCGAAGACUCGAGGCUGCUGAGGAUGACCAACAAAGCGGACGACACAGAUGUGUUCUGGGAGACGAGCGCUGAGUCUGUGAUACAAGAUUACAAGUACGUUGACUCCGUCAACAUUGCUCACAGUGGGAGAACUAGGGUCAAGGUUUUCAGAUAUGGCGAGCGGUCUGCAAACCACAAGAGGGAGAUGGAGGAGACGUGGAAGAUCGAAGAGGUGGAUUUUAAUAUUUGGGGUUUGACCAUGGAGAGCUUUUUGCCUCCUGCUGACAUAAAGAAGCAAGGGUGAGAUGAUAAAUUUUCUUCUUCUUUUUUUGUUUUGAAAUUAAAGAGAUAGCUAAAAGAAAACUUGUGUAAAUACUAGUGAGUGAAAAGCAAUAUAUGUAUGGCAAAAUGAUGAAAAGGUUUUGUAACAACAGUUUUGUUUGAGCUGCUUAAUUAAAUUGAAUUUUCUGUUAAUUUGUAUACAUUGUUUGCUGGGAGAGAGUAGAUCAUACAGCUAGCUUCUGAUCGAGGAAGUUGAUACCUAUAGCAUGUAUAUGAUUUCUUAAAGUUGGAAAAGAAGUUGAGUAUCUUGUUGUC